Molecule: messenger RNA, 2631 nt
Organism: Cuculus canorus (common cuckoo)
Lineage: Eukaryota; Metazoa; Chordata; Aves; Cuculiformes; Cuculidae
Gene: ABHD17B
Product: abhydrolase domain containing 17B, depalmitoylase
Exons: 4
Coding region: 168-1034 (288 amino acids)
Biological process (GO): protein depalmitoylation; proteolysis
Cellular component (GO): endosome membrane; plasma membrane
Molecular function (GO): serine-type peptidase activity; palmitoyl-(protein) hydrolase activity
Source: RefSeq, a predicted model, not a curated record
ACGGGACGGGUGGCGCUGAAGCUGCAGCUCCGGCUCCUGCUGCUGCUGCUGCCGCCGCUGUCCUGGGCCGCGCGGCGCUCGGGGGGCUGCGGGGCUGCGGGACCAGGCGGGACGCGCUGCGCCGUUACUCAGCACGAACCGGCACCGUCGCCCCUGCAGACUAGAAGAUGAAUAAUCUUUCCUUUAGUGAACUGUGUUGCCUCUUCUGUUGUCCGCCGUGCCCGGGGAAAAUUGCAUCCAAACUGGCAUUCUUACCUCCUGAUCCCACAUAUACACUGAUGUGUGAUGAGAGUGGUAGUCGCUGGACUUUACAUCUCUCAGAGAGAGCAGACUGGCAGUAUUCUUCUAGAGAAAAAGAUGCCAUUGAGUGCUUCAUGACUAGAACAAGUAAAGGUAACAGGAUUGCCUGUAUGUUUGUGCGUUGCUCACCUAACGCCAAGUAUACUUUGCUCUUCUCACAUGGAAAUGCUGUUGACCUAGGUCAGAUGAGCAGCUUUUACAUAGGACUGGGUUCACGGAUUAAUUGCAACAUAUUCUCAUAUGAUUAUUCUGGAUAUGGUGCAAGUUCUGGGAAGCCAACAGAGAAGAAUCUGUAUGCUGACAUUGAUGCUGCUUGGGUGGCUCUUAGGACGAGGUACGGAAUCCGCCCUGAAAAUGUGAUUAUAUAUGGGCAGAGUAUAGGAACAGUACCAUCUGUGGAUCUUGCUGCUAGAUAUGAAAGUGCUGCUGUAAUUCUUCAUUCUCCACUGACCUCAGGAAUGCGAGUGGCUUUUCCUGAUACAAAGAAGACUUAUUGCUUUGAUGCAUUCCCAAACAUUGACAAAAUUUCUAAAAUAACAUCUCCUGUGUUAAUAAUCCAUGGGACUGAAGAUGAAGUAAUUGACUUUUCACAUGGCCUAGCGUUAUUUGAGCGUUGCCAGAGACCUGUAGAACCACUGUGGGUAGAAGGAGCGGGCCAUAAUGAUGUGGAACUCUAUGGACAGUACCUUGAAAGAUUAAAACAGUUCGUGUCACAUGAACUGGUAAACUUGUAAUUUUCUUUGUAUAUUUACAUGCAUUUUCAUUUCACUGCAAAACACCUUGAUAAAUACUUAAAACCUGAAGUUUGUGUUUUCAAAUCAUCUUAGUUGCCUUCAUUAAAUGUACAGGUAAUGAUUUGUCAACAUAAUUAAUGAAGGUUUUAAUGUGAUGAUAUGAACUGGAAUUAUAUGGUCAUGCAUUCAAGCUUGGCAGUUCAUAUUACUUUGUGGGGAUUUUUCUUCUUAAAUGUAAAAAAAAUCACAAGUACUGUAUGAAAUUUUAAUUAUAUAAAAUCAAAUGCUGUAAAAGUGUUGCCAAAUGCUUUAGCAUAUCAAAACCAAGUUUAUAAAUAUUUUUUAAACAUCUCAAAAUGUACUGUGACUUACUCUGUUGCACAGGUGUAAAUUAAAGAAGAGACUUCUGAGCAGUUGUUCUGUAAAAAUGUAAUAGCUGUGAAAUUUGAACAAAUACUAAUGUAUGUAAUAAAAACAGACAGUCACUGGAAAUGACCCAUGCCCUGUUAUAGGGGGAGGGUGUCAAAAUUGAUCUCUUUCCUUAUUUUUCUUAUCUUUUGUGCUUAGCUUUACUUUAGUUAUUUUGUUCUUCUGUUGUCCUUUACCAUCCAGGUUAAACAAAUUUACCCAGUCAUCUUUGUAGCAACCCUAAUGUUGCCAAAGUAAUGCCACAAGUUAUCAUUGUUGUAAAGUAAACAUAAUUCACCUGAUACUGAGGCCCCUAAGGUACUACCUUGAAACCAGUAAGGCUUUUAGAACCUAGAAGGCUUUGUGAACAAUGUAGUUUUUACACAUUGUGUAGAGAUGCAAUAUUUCAUUAGAAAGAAUCUGGAAGUUUAUCCAACUUUGUAAUUAACAAUUUGGAAGUUUGCAGUUGUCUGACCAGGCUUACUUUUGGAUGUUUAGUGUAAAAGCUUAUUGCUUUGAGUACUGUAUGGAAAUUUUAGUAAUUGCACCUGAAUGGGGUGCAGGAAGAGGCAAGAAGAGAAUGUUGACAUUUUUCUAUUAACUCAUAGUAAAAUAAACUUUGUAAGUUGCCUUUCCCUCGAAUGCAUUUUGCUUGAAUAAAACUAUGAAAAAUAAACUUAUUUAUAUGUAGCCUAUUUGUAAAAAAAAAAAAAAAAAAAUUCCAACAAUACACACUGUGCUUCUAAUUUUAAGGCCUUAUGUAGUUUAAUUGUUCUACUUGUUUUUUGUGAUUGAUACUAUUGUAUACUUAAAUGUAGCUUAAAAUAUUGUGAAAACUAAUUCGGAUGUUUUGAUUAACAGUAAACAAUAUUCUACACACUUGUUGCUGUUCUUUUUUUUUAAAAGAAAUAGCAAUAGUUGCUCGUGAUACCAAUAUAAUAAUCAACUCCCUACUUACUGUAGGAACUUUGAGAACUAAGCAGUAACCCAUUCUUGUGAAUUAUCGGCACGUGUCUUUAUUAGCAACUGCUGUUCUAAUCCACCUCCCACCACGUCCCAUCUUAUUUCUUUCUGCUGUUCAGCAUAAGGUUUUCUGCUGCACAGCUGCUUAUAAACAUUCUUUUGUAAUGAAUUCAAAUUUAGCUUACUUUGAAAUCAUCAGUGGCUUCUUGUCUUGUGCUCCUUGGUU